AUGUCCGAAGAUUUGGAAGCAGCCAAGGCUACCGCCGCACCUCCGGUUGAAUCAUCUGAAUCUCCUGCUGAAGAUUCAGCGGAACCCCCUGUGGAAUCAUCAUCAUCAGCUCCAGCAGAAGCAGCAACCGCAGAUGCAGAAACAGUAGCUUCCGCACCUCCUCCAACUCCCAAUCAACACAACCUUCCGAGUGUUGCGGAUUAUGAAAAGGUUCUAGAGAGCGACGAUGAAGAAGUGUAUUUGGAGGAAUCUACUCAUGGAGGAACGGAAGUUGGAACCGUGGCUGCGACUGAAGCAGGAGAUGCGGAAUCUUCCGCAGGAGAAUCGCAAUCCAAAGAUGACAACGAAACCAUUCUUAGCAAUUUCACGGCCAAGUUCUUUCCUCCAUCACCAGCGAAAAAGUCGAGGGAUGACGUCGAAACCGGAGCUUUGCUCAAGAGUGCGGCCAGCACACCGACUCGUCUCAAAUCUGCCCAGUCAUCACCAGAGGGUACACCCAUGCGACUUCCCGCACAAUACAUUGUCAAUGAUUCUUCCAAUCAGUUCGAUGAUGACAUUAGCACCAUUGCCAAUGAUGCAAAUACGAUUGCCAAAUCCACCACUUCUGACAAGCACAACGGUCCAGAUGGUCCUGGUUCUCCGGAUAUGACGGACGGGGCGUCUCAGCCAAGCAUCCAUCACAAUGCCAUGAUUCCAAAGCCAGACGCGAAAAACAUUAGCUUCCAGUCCAAGGGAGCUUCGUCCACUUCCGAGGAAUCGAAACCGAGUCAAGGUCCAGUAGGCGACACCCGAUCGGUCUUUUCCUUUGCGUCGUCCUACAGGAGGUUCCGGGGUGGUUCAGGAUGGACUCGCAAACACUACAUCAUGGCGUGUUGUCUCACCUUUUUCCUAUUGGCCACCAUUGCGGGUUUGGCCUAUACCUUUCAUUCCUUGAAGGACAAGGAAGGGCAAAUGGCGAGACAACAACAACUAGACAUUCUAAAAAAGAAUCAGGAACAAAGCAACCAGCAGCAACCGCAACUAGAUGGGGUAGCAGACGAUAUGAGUCUCAGACCCACAAUGCUUCCCAGCAGUGUCCCCACGAUCUUUCGCCCGACUCCCAAACCCACCCGGGCUCCCACGGGAGUACCGAGUCGCACACCCUCCGGAAUGCCCAGUAUUCCACCGACGGAUUUUCCUACCAUUAAUCCUUCCAGGAGGCCCACCAUGGCACCGAGUGGAACACCCAGUGAUUCUCCCGCAUACAUUUUGCGAACGGCCCUUGCCGAUGUUACCAAUGGCAAAACUCUGGAAGCGAUCGAGGUCAAUGGAACCCCUCAGCAAAAAGCCUUUGAUUGGUUGCUCGACGACCCCAACUUUUUGAAUUACCUGACCCGACGCAAAGUCCAACGCUUUGCCUUGGCCGUCUUGUACUACUCCACUACUCAGCCCAGCGAUGCCCGAGAAUCCUUGCAGACUUGGAUGCAGUACGAGUCGAACGAAUGCACCUGGUUCACCUCGUGGUUUGAAAAUCGACUGGCCUGUGGAUCGGACCACAUUUACAAAUUCUUGACGCUCCGCAACAUCAACUUGGUGGGACAAAUUCCAUCGGAAAUAGCCUUGCUGGAUAAAUUGAAUUCCCUAGUAUUGAGCAACAAUGGAUUGUCCGGAACAAUCCCCAAGGAAUUUGGAGAAUGGACUUCGCUUGAGAACUUGGAUCUCCGUGGCAACUACUUGAAGGGCAAGAUUCCCAAAUUCACGAAUACGGCCAACAUCAGAAACAUCUACCUGAAUUGGAACCAACUGACAGGAACUGUCCCAGAAAGUUUGAGUGAAUUGAAUCAGCUCCGGACCCUGGAUCUGACGGAAAACUUCCUCAUCGGCUCUGUUCCCAACAGAAUGUGUUCGAGGGGACUACAAACCUUGGGAGUUGAUUGUGACGAGGUUGGUUGCACUUGCUGUGACAAGUGCAGCUCGGACGAGACCCGAUCGCCCGUGGUCGUGCCUCCGACACCUCCCACACGGCCACCCACAUUUCCGCCGACUCGUUCGCCAACGCCUCCACCAACAGGACGGCCCACUCCUGCUCCCACACCAGGACCGACUCGUCCACCCACGCGUCCCCCUACCGGACGGCCCACUCCUGCUCCCACGCCAGGACCGACUCGCCCACCUACCCCUGGACCCACGUUUCCACCGACUCCUGCUCCCACAUGUCUCAAUGACAUUCAAACCAGCAAGUCGUGUUAUACCUUGGGUGAAAGUAUCAUUGUCAAUUUCCGCACUUGCAAUCCUUUGGGCAACGAUUGGGUGGGAGUCUACCCCGAUAGCGUUCUGGCGGGCCAGCACUUUGAACCCCGUUUGUGGAAGUGGGCUUGCAACUCUCAAAAUUGCUUUACUCCGAUUGAACGAGGAACCGUCGUGAUGGAUGCGACCUCCACAGGAAUCAGUCCAUGGCCACUGGCAGCUGGCGAAUACAAGGCUUGGAGCUUUCGUCAGGGAGCCUCUGGAGCUCCUCAGCCAGUGAUCAAGGGUACCGGCAAGUUUCGGGUAUCAAGUGGCUUCUGCUGA
This is a messenger RNA of Cylindrotheca closterium, 2550 nucleotides long. The record is from the annotation of a GenBank genome assembly. NCBI's taxonomy places the organism in Eukaryota, Bacillariophyta, Bacillariophyceae, Bacillariales, Bacillariaceae.